GUUCGCGGUGGCGGCGGGCGCCCGGUGAGCGCGACGGCUGGACUUGCCGGCCGGCGCCUUGGGGGCGGCCGCGGUGGAGCCAGCGGCCAGAGGCCGCGUCCGUCCAUGGGCCCACAGCGGCCGGGCGGCGGGGCGGGGCGCGAGGCGGCGCGCGCGCUCUGAGGCCGCGGUGAGCAGGCGGGGCGCGGCACGAGAGGGGAGGCCUUUCCGGGCCUGCGGCGGCCAGCGCAAAAUGCGGCGGCGGCCGCGCUGAGUCCCCGACCUCCGGGAGCGCGCUGGGCCGUGGCGGCCCGCUCCGCGGCCCCCUAGCCGACAUGUCGGCGGCCAAGGAGAACCCGUGCAGAAAAUUUCAGGCCAACAUCUUCAACAAGAGCAAGUGUCAGAACUGCUUCAAGCCCCGCGAGUCGCAUCUGCUCAACGACGAGGACCUGACGCAGGCAAAACCCAUUUAUGGUGGCUGGCUGCUCCUGGCUCCAGAUGGCACCGACUUUGACAACCCAGUACACCGGUCACGGAAAUGGCAGCGACGAUUCUUCAUCCUUUAUGAGCAUGGCCUCUUGCGAUAUGCCCUGGAUGAGAUGCCCACCACCCUUCCUCAGGGCACCAUCAACAUGAACCAGUGCACAGAUGUGGUGGAUGGGGAGGCCCGCACAGGGCAGAAGUUCUCCCUCUGCAUCCUAACACCUGACAAGGAACAUUUUAUCAGGGCAGAAACGAAGGAGAUCAUCAGUGGGUGGUUAGAGAUGCUCAUGGUAUAUCCUCGAACCAACAAGCAGAACCAGAAGAAGAAACGGAAAGUAGAGCCACCUACGCCACAGGAACCUGGGCCUGCUAAGAUGGCUGUCACUAGCAGUAGUGGUGGCAGCAGUGGAAGCAGCAGCAGCAGCAGCAGCAGCAGCAUUCCCAGUGCUGAGAAGGUCCCCACCACCAAAUCCACACUCUGGCAGGAAGAAAUGAGAGCCAAAGACCAACCUGAUGGGACCAGCCUGAGUCCAGUUCAGAGUCCCAGCCAAAGCCAACCUCCUGCUGCUUGCACCCCACGGGAAACAGGGCUAGACAGCAAAGAAGAUGAAAACAUUUUAAGUGGGGACCGUGUGGAUGGUGGUCGGAAAGUACGGGUAGAAAGCGGCUACUUCUCCCUGGAGAAGGCCAAGCAGGACCUGAGGGCUGAGGAACAGCUGCCCCCACUACUCUCUCCACCCAGCCCCAGCACCCCACACAGCAGGUAUGGUUGUCCUGGAUCGCCUUCACAGGAACUCAGCCACCCCCUUCACUCCCCAGGUCUUCCAGCCCCAAGCCGCAUGGUCUACAGCAUCUGUCCUGACAGCCUGGGUGAGGCCAGCAGGCCGCCCAACCACAUGGACUCCAGCAGUGCUGGGGGGUGGGGAACAGAGAUACUGGGGAGCACCUUUGCCUUUAAAGCCAGCAGGCAGUAUGCCGCCCUGGCCGACGUCCCUAAGGCCAUCCGGAUCAGCCAUCGAGAAGCCUUCCAGGUGGAGAGAAGGCGGUUGGAGCAUAGGACUCGGGCCCGAAGCCCUGGCAGGGAAGAGGUGGCCCGUCUGUUUGGCAACGAGCGGAGGAGGUCCCAGGUAAUUGAGAAAUUUGAGGCCUUGGACAUUGAAAAGGCAGAGCACAUGGAAACCAACAUGCUGAUUCUGACCACUCCAUCCAGUGACACUCGUCAGGGCCGCAGUGAGAGACGGGCCAUCCCUAGAAAGCGGGACUUUGCCAGCGAAACCCCCACAGCUCCUCUCUCAGAUGCUUGUCCCCUGUCUCCACACCGAAGAGCCAAGUCAUUGGACAGGAGGUCCACAGAAUCCUCCAUGACGCCUGACCUGCUGAAUUUCAAGAAAGGCUGGCUAACCAAGCAGUAUGAGGAUGGCCAGUGGAAGAAACACUGGUUUGUCCUGGCAGAUCAGAGCCUGAGAUACUACAGGGAUUCCGUGGCUGAGGAGGCAGCUGACCUAGAUGGAGAAAUUAACUUGUCCACUUGCUAUGAUGUCACUGAGUAUCCAGUCCAGAGAAACUAUGGCUUUCAGAUACAUACCAAGGAGGGUGAGUUCACCCUGUCGGCCAUGACAUCUGGCAUACGACGGAACUGGAUCCAGACCAUUAUGAAACAUGUGCUCCCAACAUCUGCCCCAGAUGUGACCAGCUCAUUGCCUGAGGGAAAGAAUAAAAGCACAUCUUUUGAUACCUGCUUAAGGCCAAGUGAGAAGCAAGAAGCUGAGCCAGGAGAACCAGAUCCUGAGCAGAAGAAAAGCCGUGCACGAGAGCGGAGGCGGGAGGGUCGCUCCAAGACCUUUGACUGGGCUGAAUUCCGCCCCAUCCAACAGGCCCUGGCUCAAGAAAGGGCCAGCACUGUUGGGUCUUCUGAUUCUGGUGACCCUGGGUGUCUGGAAGCCGAGCCAGGUGAGCUGGAGCGUGAACGAGCUCGACGGCGAGAAGAACGCCGCAAGCGCUUUGGGAUGCUGGACACCAAUGAUGGACCAGGAAUGGAGGAUACAGCCCUACGUAUGGACAUUGACCGGAGCCCAGGGCUGCUGGGAACCCCUGACCUCAAGACACAGAAUGUCCAUGUGGAAAUUGAGCAGCGGUGGCACCAAGUGGAGACCACCCCUCUCAGGGAGGAGAAACAGGUGCCCAUUGCCCCUCUGCACCUAUCCUUAGAGGACAGAAGUGAGCGGCUCUCCACACAUGAGCUCACCUCUCUGCUAGAGAAGGAGCUGGAGCAGAGCCAGAAAGAAGCUUCGGAUCUUCUAGAGCAGAAUCGGCUUCUGCAGGACCAGUUAAGGGUGGCCCUGGGCAGAGAACAGAGUGCCCGGGAGGGCUAUGUGCUGCAGACUGAAGUGGCCACCUCUCCAUCGGGUGCCUGGCAGAGGCUCCAUAGAGUCAACCAAGACCUCCAAAGUGAGCUGGAAGCUCAGUGCCGGCGGCAGGAGCUCAUCACACAGCAGAUUCAGACCCUGAAACAUAGCUAUGGGGAGGCCAAGGAUGCAAUCCGGCACCAUGAGGCUGAGAUUCAGACCCUGCAAACAAGACUUGGUGAUGCCGCUGCAGAGCUGGCCAUUAAGGAGCAGGCUCUAGCCAAGCUCAAGGGCGAGCUGAAGCUGGAGCAGGGCAAGGUUCGUGAGCAGCUGGAGGAGUGGCAGCACAGCAAGGCCGUGCUGCGUGGCCAGCUGAGGGCGAGCGAGCAGAAACUCCAGAGUACAGAAGCCCUGCUGUUAGAGAAGACACAGGAACUCAGGGACCUGGAAACAAAACAGGCAUUGCAACGAGACCGACAGAAGGAGGUGCAGAGGCUGCAGGAAUGCAUUGCUGAGCUCAGCCAACAGCUAGGUACCAGUGAGCAAGCCCAGCGUCUGAUGGAGAAGAAGUUGAAGAGGAACUAUACAUUGUUGCUGGAAAGCUGUGAGCAGGAAAAGCAGGCACUGCUGCAGAACCUGAAGGAAGUAGAGGACAAGGCCAGUGCCUAUGAGGAUCAGCUACAAGGCCAUGUGCAGCAGGUGGAGGCCCUCCAGAAAGAGAAGCUGAGUGAAACGUGCAAAGGCACUGAGCGGGUACACAAGCUACAGGAAGAGCUGGAGGCCCGAGAGGCCAGCAUCCGCCAGUUAGCCCAGCAUGUACAGAGCCUCCAUGAUGAAAGGGAUCUCAUCAAGCAUCAGUUUCAAGAGCUCAUGGAACGUGUGGCCACAUCUGAUGGGGAUGUGGCUGAGCUCCAAGAGAAGCUGAAGGGAAGGGAAGCUGACUACCAGAACCUGGAGCACUCACACCACAGGGUCUCCAUCCAGCUGCAGAGUGUGCGCACUCUGCUUAGAGAGAAGGAGGAGGAGCUGAAGCUCAUUAAGGAAGCACAUGAGAGAGUUCUGGAAAAAAAAGACCAAGACCUCAAUGAGGCUUUAGUUAAAAUGAUUGCCUUGGGCAGCAGCUUAGAGGAAACAGAAAUUAAGCUACAAGAAAAGGAAGAGUGCCUAAGGAGAUUUGUGAGUGAUUCUCCUAAGGAUGCCAAAGAGCCUCAAAGUACCACAGACCCAACGGAGGAGGACAGUGGCAUUUUGACCUUAGGCUCAGUCACCAGAGUAUUUCCUGGCUUUCCCCACUCACAGCCAGAGGAUGAAGAUCCAAGUGCUAGCCUGGGAGAAGAGGGUAGCAGUGGUAGCCUCAGCAGAGAGGAAAACAUCAUACCCCCAAAGUCAGCCGAUAUGCCUGAUAGGGAGGGGCAGCUGCAAAGCACAGUUAAGUCUGAUCAGGGAGCCCCUGUAAAAAGGCCAAGAAUCAGGUUCUCCACAAUCCAGUGUCAAAGAUACAUACACCCUGAGGGGUGUGCAAAAGCCUGGACUAGCAGCACAUCAUCAGACACCAGCCAGGACCAGUCACCAUCAGAGGAUAGUGUGUCCUCAGAAGCUACCCCUAGCACACUCCCAGCAGCUGCAGAUGCUGAAACAUACAUCUCUAUAAUCCACUCUCUGGAGACGAAGCUCUAUGUCACAGAGGAGAAGCUCAAAGAUGUAACUGUGAGGCUGGAAAGCCAGCAGGGGCAGAGUCAGGAGGCGUUGCUUGCACUCCACCAGCAGUGGGCUGGCACUGAAGCACAGUUGCGGGAACAGCUCCGUGUCAGCCUGCUACAGGCUAGCACUCUGGCCUCUCAGCUAGAGCAGGAAAGACAACAGAAGGUCACAAACAUUGAGCACCACUCUGGGGAGCUGGAAGACUUCCAAGCCAAAAAUAGCCAAGCCCUGACAUGCUUAGAAAACUGCUGGGAAAAGCUAAGGUCUUUGCCACAGGCCAACCAGGAGGAGGGCCAGGAUGCAUGUGCAGCCUCCCUGGCUAACAUAGAGAGUAUGCUUGUGAGUGCCAUCAAGGCCCUACAACCAUGGGCUUCCCCUGCAGAGAGCAGGAUGCAGGCAGAGAAAGAAAAGGGGCACCCCAUGGAAAGUGGUAUAGCAGCCCCUAUGCAGCAGCCCUGUCAGCCCAUCUUGAAUGAGCAGGAGCACAGGAAGCUGCUUUCUGCUCAAAUAGUCCUGGAGGCCUCACUCAUCAACCAGAUAGCUGACUCUCUAAAAAGUACCACUUCAAAUGUGUAUGGUGUUCUCUGUGAGCUUACUCAGUCGGGGGAGUGGCCACUGAAGAAAGAAAGUGCUGCCCCCUCUGCUGGGGCUCCAAUGGAGAUCUGGGCCAAGAAGGUACUGGUGAAUGGUGAGUUCUGGAGCCAGGUCGAGUCACUAAGUAAACACCUAGGGACACUAGGAGAAGAAACAGCCUGCACAUCAGCAGACAAGCAACAGCAUGUUCCCCAGAGUCUGGCUGAUGCCACAUGGAUCCGUGCAGAGCUCAGCUAUGCCACACAAUCAGUAAGAGAAUUGUUCCACCAUAGGCUGCAGAGCAUACAGGAGACCCUACAGGGGACCCAGGCUGCCCUACAGCAGCACAAGUGCAUGCUGGGAGAAAUCUUGGGAGCCUACCAAACCCCAGACUUUGAAAGAGUAAUACAGCAGAUCUUAGAAACCCUUAGGCAUCCAACUGACAGGGAAGACCAUGUACAGACAUCCUGGGACCAGAGCCCAUUAGGAGAGGUACUGAGACCAGGCACAGAUGGCUCCCAAGAGCCUUUGCAGGCGUUUCAUCAGAGCCCUGAAGUCCUUGCUGCCAUUCAGGAUGAACUGGCCCAGCAGCUGAGAGAAAAGGCUAGCAUCCUUGAGGAGAUUUCAGCUGCCUUGCCAGUCCUGCCUCCCACAGAGCCACUUGGGGGUUGCCAGAGGCUUCUGCAGAUGUCCCAGCAUCUCUCAUAUGAUGCUUGUCUAGAGGGCCUUGGUCAGUAUUCUUCAUUACUGGUUCAAGAUGCAAUUAUUCAGGCUCAAGUAUGCUAUGCAGCAUGCAGAAUUCGGCUGGAAUAUGAAAAGGAGCUGCAAUUUUACAAGAAGGCCUGUCAGGAGGCUAGGGGGGCUUCUUGCCAGAAGCGUACACAAGCAGUUGGGGCCCUGAAAGAAGAAUAUGAAGAACUUCUCCACAAGCAGAAGAGUGAGUACCAAAAGGUUAUCACCCUCAUUGAAAAGGAAAACACUGAGCUCAAGGCCAAAGUGAGCCAGCUGGACCAUCAGCAGAGAUGUCUACAAGAAGCAGAAAGCAAGCACAGUGAGAGCAUGUUUGCCCUACAGGGCAGGUAUGAGGAAGAGAUCAGGUGCAUGGUGGAGCAGCUGAGCCACACUGAAAAUACAUUGCAGGCUGAGCGUAGCCGGGUUCUCAGCCAGCUAGACGCCUCAGUCAAAGACAGGCAAGCCAUGGAACAGCAUCAUGUGCAGCAGAUGAAGAUGCUGGAGGACAGAUUCCAGCUGAAGGUCCGGGAGCUGCAGGCUGUUCAUCAGGAGGAACUCAGGGCCUUGCAGGAACACUACAUAUGGAGCAUGCGGGGAGCCCUCAGCCUCUGCCAACCCUCACACCCAGAUUCCCCACUGGCCCCUGGGCCAUCUGAGCCCAGAGCUGUGCCAGCAGCCAAGGAUGAGGCUGAGUCCAUGACCGGGCUUCGAGAACGUAUCCAGGAGCUGGAAGCCCAAAUGGGUGUCAUGCGAGAGGAGCUGGGCCACAAAGAGCUGGAGGGUGAUGUGGCCGCCCUACAGGAGAAGUACCAGCGGGACUUUGAGAGCCUCAAGGCUACAUGUGAGCGAGGCUUUGCCGCCAUGGAGGAGACACAUCAGAAGAAGAUUGAAGAUCUACAGAGGCAACACCAGCGGGAGCUAGAGAAGCUGCGGGAGGAAAAAGACCGUCUCCUGGCUGAGGAGACAGCUGCCACCAUAUCAGCCAUUGAAGCCAUGAAGAAUGCUCACCGAGAGGAGAUGGAACGGGAGUUAGAGAAGAGCCAGCGGUCUCAGAUCAGCAGCAUCAAUUCAGACAUAGAAGCCCUGAGGCGACAGUACCUGGAGGAGCUACAGUCAGUGCAGCGAGAGCUGGAGGUCCUUUCGGAGCAGUACUCUCAGAAGUGCCUGGAGAAUGCACACCUAGCCCAGGCGCUGGAAGCUGAGCGGCAAGCCCUGCGGCAGUGUCAGCGUGAGAACCAAGAGCUCAAUGCCCACAACCAGGAGCUGAAUAACCGCCUGGCUGCGGAGAUCACACGGUUGCGGACACUACUGACUGGAGAAGGUGGUGGGGAAUCCACUGGGUUGCCUCUCACACAGGGCAAGGAUGCCUAUGAGUUAGAGGUCUUGUUGCGGGUCAAAGAGUCAGAAAUUCAGUACCUGAAACAGGAGAUCAGCUCUCUCAAGGAUGAACUCCAGACAGCCCUGCGGGAUAAGAAGUAUGCGAGCGACAAGUACAAAGACAUCUACACAGAGCUCAGCAUCGCGAAGGCCAAGGCUGACUGUGACAUCAGCAGGCUGAAGGAGCAGCUGAAAGCAGCCACAGAGGCACUGGGCGAGAAAUCUCCUGAAGGCACUACUGUGUCAGGAUAUGACAUAAUGAAAUCUAAAAGCAAUCCUGACUUCCUGAAGAAAGACAGAUCCUGUGUUACCCGGCAACUCAGAAACAUCAGGUCCAAGUCCGUAAUUGAGCAGGUCUCAUGGGAUAACUGAGUCGCGCCCGCUUCCAAGUCCCCUGUCGUAGUCUGAAGGAAGGCCUGACGGUGCAGGAGCGCUUGAAGCUCUUUGAAUCCAGGGACUUGAAGAAAGAUUAGCUGCAUCCAUUCCACUGACACAUCCUUCCCAGCUGGUGGCAGCACAAGCCAAGAGUGGCUUUCAUCUGUGCUUUCUCAUUGUUGCUGUCAUUAACUGUGGGUAUGGAUGCAUGAGAGACUGCUGUGGGGUGUUUGCUCCAUUCCCUCCCUGUUAAUUCCAACUUCCUGUUGUCUUUAUCACAGCUUUUUUCCCAUGGUAUUCUCAGAUUAGUCACGCGAAAGCAGUAGAGUGGGGAGGUGUCCCCACUGACACCUGAGCAGCCCCUUGUCCUCCCACCACACUGUCAGUAUUAAGGCACAACAGCCUGUUAAUAAGCUAGCCCUGCCUCGGAGUGCACGUGGGGACGGACCUGCCAGUGGCUCUGCUCUGCCACACACAGCGGAGCACCACCCUUGCUGGGUAGAGCAGAGCCACCGAAUGUUCUAGGUUGACCUGGUUUCUGAAGGGCCUAGGAUAGUGUCCAGCCUGGCCCACUUCCUUUUGAUGUGGGAGGAGGACAGCAUUUUGUAUUUGGCCCACUAAUGCAGCUUAGAACCAUACCCAGAUAAUCCUGGCAAAUCUUUCACGACCUGGAAAAUGUUGAAAGCAACCAUUCCUAUUUUGGUUUUUUAUUAAAUCUUGCACAAAAGUCCCAGCCCUCUCAUUCCUUCCUCCGCUCGUGCCUCCCUUGCUGUGCUAAUCCUGGUCUGGUCGCCUGGAAUAGUGACCUGCACCCUGAAGCUCCAGCCUUGUCCUGUGUGAUGGGUCCUUCCCAGGGUCAUCUAAAGGGAACAUUGCUGAGUUUUAAUCUGUCUGAAAAGAAGCUGUCAUUGCUUGGGGAAGGGUGAGGAGAAGACUGUGUGCUCAGACUCUGAUUUGUCUGGGCCCUGGAAGGUUCCCUUGAAUUGUCUGCUUCUCAUGGAGCCUGUGCUAAUUUUGCUUUUCUAGCUGAACAGGACCUUUCCAACUACCCAAAGCAUUCUACAGCACUUCCUUUAAAAAAAAAAACAAACAAACAAAAAAAAAACCACUUUAUUUAUAUUCUCAGAAGAAAGCAUUCAUACUGUAAGGUGCAGCACACACAAGAGCCACCAGGUCAGAUGGGGAGUCAGUGGCCUCACAACUAGAUCCCACAUCCUGGCUUGUUAGUACUAAGUGGGUCAGAUGGUCUCUGAGUGACAAACUCAAGUCAUGAGUCUCCUAAUGGCUCUACAUGAGUUGAUGUUCAAGGUCAUCCACAAAAUCUAGGCUGGCCUAAUAGAUGGAUUUGUGACAUACCAAAGUGUGCCACUGACCAGCAGACAAGCCCUGAGCCUCCCCUUUGCACAAGUUUUUAUGUUCCACUCUGGCACAUGCUCAGUGACAAUUUAUGUUUUCAGCAUUCUGGGCAAGUCAGACCUUUUAAAAUGAGCUGCUGUUGAAACUGAGCUUUGAACUCAAUGGGCUGGCCUUUGGGAGCUGUAGCCCUGUGUUGAGGACUCCUCUUCUCUGAUAGGGUUUCUUUGUGGCUAUCCUGCUGCCCUUGGGACCCCCUGGCCCAGUGUAAUUAUCUUCCUGCCUCGUGAUUCCUGGGAUGCUACAAAGAGCCUGCUGAAGAUGCCAAGCCUACCAUUCAAAAGGACAUUUGAUCUUUUGCUCUUCACCUCAGAAUUCUAGGAUCUGAACUUUGCUAAAAAUACAAGUAUCUGGGUGUCAGAGGCAAGGGCUGGGAGACAGGCACACUGCACCUAUCUUAGCUGUCACUCAAGGCUCUUACUGCAGGCUGGCUCAUUCUGCCGUGAUACAGCACACACUGCUCCAGGGCUUGGUUUCAUGUGUGGGUAUUUGGUAUGUUGGCCAAAUGCGGAACCGGUACAGAACAGAGAUUCCUGGAUUAUCCCUCACUGUCCAAGCCAGUCUGAGCAGUAACAUAUGGAUCCGGGAGCAUCUUGAGAUUCUUGGUGGUGACUUCUGGCCUCUGACAAAAUGAACCAAACAAGAAGUUGGCCUUUCUGAGUCCCUGAUGGCCAUGCAGGUCCACUGCAGCAGUUUACCUUGGACUGUCCAUGUCCUCUGUCCAUUCCUUCCCUCACUCCCUGAGCCAGGUUCACUUUUCCCUGACCUCCCUACAGGCUUCCCAUUCCCCAGAAAGAAGCUGAAGCUGGUGUAUUCAGAGAGGCGGUAUCGGAUGUGCAAGUGGAGUUGGUCCUGGUAUACGUAGAAGAGGACGCUUGGCUGAGGAUGGGUGGUGUAGAUCAAGAAGUCACAGGUUGCUCCCCGGUCCAAUCAGUGGCAUGUUUUCCCCACUUCAUGGUAGGAGCAGAAUUUUAUUUUCCUAUGAAAACACAUUUGUGGUCUGCCAGCAUCUAUAAGCAAACUGCCAUUACAUGAAACAUACCUGACUUCAUUUGACAGUUAAUGUUAAUAUGCUCAAAUUACGUCUUGCACAUGUGCCUAGCACCAGAGCAAAAGCACAUUUGUCACACAGGGCUUCUGGCUCCACCUUUACCAGUAUGGUUGUGGCCACAGUGCCAGGACCAUAAUAGGAGGCCAGAGCCCCAUGAAGUAGGGAAUCACCAGAGGGAACAAUGCUGGGAAUGUGUGGAUUCACUGAGUGAAAGCAAAGGUCUAAGUUGACCUCUACUGGAUCCAGAAAAACACUGAACUGGGCAUAGUGGUUUAUGUCUGUACUCCUACUACUCGAGGCUCCAAAGUACCAGGUCAGUCUGGACUAUAUAGCAAAACUGUCUCAAAAUACAGAUAGGCUAAGGGGGAUGGAUGGAUGGAUAUAUAAUUUGGGGUUCAACUACAGCACCACAAAGAGCACACUUGUGGUCUUUAGAACAUUUGUCUAAAGGGAGCCUGAGAUAUUUGACUAGGAAACAGAAUGGGUGUGAAAGAUAUUUGACGGAAUGUGUACUACUGUUAACUUCCCUACAGGGGAAGAUGGUGCACUGACUUCUUUCUACCAUGGAACUGCAGAGAACUAAGCACACUACACUGCUGACACCUAGCUGGUGCUGAGGAAAGUAGCUGGAUAGCACACAGCCUCAACUGUUUGUGUAAACCUGGGCAUCAGCUCAGAUUCCUACAGGCCUGUCCCACACACCAAAGAAACUCCUGACCUCCAGCUAUGCCCUGGCUCUCUCAAAGACAGGCUGGAUAAGCACCCAGAGCUCUAAGCAGCCUUCCUACUUAUGCCAUACUCCAUGUAAGUACCCAAUGCAAGCUGGCAGCUACAGGUACUAACAGUCCCCAGAUGCAUAGUAAUACCCAAACCGCAGACUUUGCUGGUAGAGGGACAGUAAUUACCUCUCAGCUGAUUGUCCUGCACCUGCAGUGCAGGAGGGUUAGCUGUUCUUGCUAUGCUGUAAAGAUGACAUCACCUAGUAAAAGCUAUGCUGAGACUAUCAGUGUAGGGGACUCAAACAGCCUUUCUCAAGGGAGCUCCCAGCAUACCAUAGGACACCCUGUGAUCUGCACUUCACUUGCUCAGCCUUUCCUGUAUUAUCAGAGCAAGUAAUGUAAAGUAUUUUUUUUUUUUUUUUUGGUUCUUUUUUUCGGAGCUGGGGACCGAACCCAGGGCCUUGCGCUUCCUAGGUAAGCGCUCUACCACUGAGCUAAAUCCCCAGCCCCCAAUGUAAAGUAUUUCUAAGAUGGGGUAUAGGGGAUUUUUGUGCAAAUUUUGUAUGAGUUUUUAAAAUAUCUUUAGCUACCCCUUUUGAAGGUAUGUAAAGGCAGCAUUCAGUGCAAACCCCUCUCAAAUAUCAAGUUAGCUAGGUAUGAUAGCUCACAUAUUUGAUUGGCACUUGGGAGGCAGAAGUUCAAGACCAACCUGGUCUACAUAGAGUUCUAAAAGAACGAAGGUUACACAGUAAAACCCUGUCUACAAAUAAAACCAAAAAAGGCUAUGUUAAUAAGUAACGUCUUAAAGUUUUGGUUAUGCGGGUUGGAGAGAUGGCUCAGUGGUUAAGAGCACUGACUGCACUUCCAGAAGUCUUGAGUUCAAUUCCCAGCAACCACAUGGUGGCUCACAACCAUCUGUAAUAGGAUGCUCUCUUCUGAAGUGUAUGAAGACCAACUACAGUGUACUCACAUAUAAAUAAAAUAAAUAAAUCUUAAAAAAAAAAGUUUUGGUUCUGCAACAAACUCUGAAGAGUGUGUCCUUACCCACACUCAUGGCAAGUCCUUAUCAAUACCCUGAUUCCUGUUUAAAGUAUUCUGUGAGAUUUGCAUGGGGCCACUCAAGGAACACCACUAUUAGGAGGACUUUCGGAAUCUGCCCUCAGGUUUCUCAGGGUGUUCUUGUUAGGGGAACUGGCUGGGAGCAUAGGCUUUAGGUCCAGGUGCCUGGCUCUGAUGACUGUGGCUUAUGUGCAGAGCAGCUCCACAGCAGGGUUUCUGUGCUGGUAAGGAGCCAGCCCAGUGUGGAGUUAAAAAUGGGACAGCCCAAAACUGAAGGACUUCAGAGCCUCUCCAGUUCCCCAUGGGUCACAGGUCAGCCUGGAGCAGCUCCCAUUGUGGGGCAGGGUUCCAUAGCCAGCAUUUGCCAUAAAGUGGUGCCAUUGUUAAGAAGCCUAUUCCAGCCUGCCACAGUCAACAUGCCAUUGGCUCAUUGCUCCUUUACAAGUCAGUCAAACCACACAUCUAAUUUUAUUUUAGCAAGGAAUAGAUUGUAAAGAACACUGACUUCACUGAUAUAUUUUGUUUUUAUCACAAACUUUGAUUUAAUUGGAUUUUAAAUCAUUUUAAGAUUUACCUUCAGUAUUAAUGCUUUAAUGCCAGGAUCCAAAACAAGUUCUGUGGUUACUAACCAACAUGGCUUUCUGUAGGUUUGCUGUAUAGAAUAUUAAAAAACCCUGGUUACAGUGGCUCCUUGACAAUCAGAACUCUAGGUGACCUUCCAUUACUGCUGUUUGACUGGAGGUGGGGGUAGAGUGCGUGUUUGUGAACAGAGGCCUGGCAGGGCCUCUUCACUACAUCUUGACAGAAACAGACUUGGACCAUCUCACCUGCUACUUAGGUAUUUUGUUCUGAUACAGUCAAUCCAGUUGCCAAACUAAAAAUUACAUGUAGAAGAAAACGGAGCCUCACUGAGCCAGAGUGGCUUCAAGCAUAGCUUCUCAGAGCCAGCUUAGGCCUCUGUGUAUCCACAGAGUGUGGCCUCCUGCAGAUAAAGUGUCCCCCAACUCAUUUCAAGAUUUUAUGGUUUGGUGUAAGGCAUUUCCCUACAAAGUUGUGGUCAGGUGUUCACUACAAUUGAAAUGCUAAUUUGUAGAAAUAUUUAUUCCUUUGUGUGACAAGCUAGAGUCCUUGGCUGUAGCUAACCAUUUUUUAUUGUGUAAAUACUGCUUGAUUUUACAUGAACUGUAUCAUAAUAAACUAUUUUUGCAUUGCU
Rattus norvegicus (Norway rat) is the source of this 13020-nucleotide messenger RNA. It is a transcript of the gene Mprip, whose product is annotated as myosin phosphatase Rho interacting protein. The transcript has 25 exons. Bases 315 to 7562 code for a protein of 2415 amino acids. Lineage: Eukaryota; Metazoa; Chordata; Mammalia; Rodentia; Muridae. The record is from RefSeq and is marked validated. Gene Ontology annotation, cellular component: cytoskeleton; actin cytoskeleton.